Messenger RNA from Microtus oregoni (creeping vole), 7807 nucleotides. RefSeq names its product OTU domain-containing protein 7B. NCBI's taxonomy places the organism in Eukaryota, Metazoa, Chordata, Mammalia, Rodentia, Cricetidae. Gene Ontology annotation, molecular function: K63-linked polyubiquitin modification-dependent protein binding; cysteine-type deubiquitinase activity; DNA binding. The coding region runs from base 354 to 2861 and encodes 835 amino acids. Gene Ontology annotation, cellular component: nucleus; cytoplasm. The record is from RefSeq and is a predicted model, not a curated record. Gene Ontology annotation, biological process: protein deubiquitination involved in ubiquitin-dependent protein catabolic process; protein K11-linked deubiquitination; protein K63-linked deubiquitination. The transcript has 12 exons.
CGGUCGAGACCCACCGAUCCUGAACCAGCCGCUGGAGUCGGAGUGGCGACCCGGUGUGGAGCCGGCGGAAAGCCACUGGGGAGAGGCCAGUCUCGGCCAGUUCCCGGCUUGGCUCCGGCUCCAGUUCCUGUGGAGAGCAACAGUCGCGGUCGCAGUGUCCGCCUCCGCCUCCAUCGUCGUCGGGGGAGGGGCCGCUCGGACCCCGGGGUCACUGCCGAGGAAUGAGGAGAGGCGGCCGGGCCCCGCGCUCCGCCCCGGCCUAGAGCCUUGCCCUGAGAGUCGCGAGGGUUCAAGCCUGGAUUUUGAUCUAUGUUCUGCUCACAUCCUGCUGCCUGAGAGAACCUGAUGAUCCCAUGACCCUGGACAUGGAUGCUGUCCUGUCGGAUUUUGUCCGUUCUACAGGUGCAGAGCCAGGGCUGGCCCGAGAUCUUCUGGAAGGAAAGAACUGGGAUGUGAGUGCUGCCCUCAGUGAUUUUGAACAGCUACGCCAAGUCCAUGCUGGGAACCUGUCUCCACCCUUUAGUGGAGGGAGUAGUUGUUCUAAGACCCCUGAAAAAGGGUGUUCUGAUAGAGAACCCACUCGCCCUUCUCGACCAAUCCUACAGAGACAGGAUGACAUCGUUCAAGAAAAACGCCUGUCUAGGGGCAUCUCCCACGCCAGUUCCAGCAUUGUUUCCCUGGCCCGGUCCCAUGUCUCCUCCAAUGGUGGGGGUGGGGGGAGCAGUGAGCACCCCCUGGAAAUGCCCAUCUGUGCCUUCCAGCUUCCAGAUCUCACUGUGUACAAAGAAGACUUCCGAAGCUUCAUAGAGAGGGAUCUCAUUGAACAGUCCAUGCUGGUCGCCUUGGAACAGGCAGGGCGUUUGAAUUGGUGGGUCAGUGUGGACUCCACCUGUCAGAGGCUGCUUCCUUUAGCAACUACUGGAGAUGGGAACUGCCUCCUGCAUGCAGCCUCUCUUGGGAUGUGGGGUUUCCAUGAUAGAGACUUGGUGCUGAGGAAAGCUUUGUAUGCACUAAUGGAGAAGGGUAUCGAGAAGGAAGCAUUGAGAAGACGCUGGAGGUGGCAGCAAACACAGCAGAAUAAAGAGUCAGGACUGGUGUAUACUGAAGAUGAAUGGCAGAAGGAAUGGAAUGAGUUGAUCAAGCUUGCCUCAAGUGAACCCAGAAUGCAUCUAGGUACCAAUGGAACCAGUGGUGGUGGAGUGGAGAGUUCAGAGGAGCCAGUAUAUGAGAGCCUAGAGGAAUUCCAUGUCUUUGUUCUUGCUCAUGUGCUCAAGAGGCCUAUAGUGGUCGUGGCAGACACCAUGCUGAGGGACUCCGGCGGGGAAGCAUUUGCCCCUAUUCCAUUUGGAGGGAUCUAUCUCCCCUUGGAGGUCCCAGCCAGCCAGUGUCACCGAUCUCCUCUGGUGCUCGCCUAUGACCAGGCCCAUUUUUCUGCACUUGUGUCGAUGGAGCAGAAGGACAGUGCCAAGGAACAAGCUGUGAUCCCGCUCACAGAUUCAGAGCAUAAGCUGCUGCCCCUGCACUUUGCUGUGGACCCAGGAAAAGGCUGGGAGUGGGGCAAAGAUGACAAUGACAAUGUCCGAUUGGCCAGUAUAAUUCUGUCCCUGGAGGUCAAAUUACAUCUGCUGCAUAGCUAUAUGAAUGUGAAGUGGAUCCCACUGUCAUCUGAUGCACAGGCUCCUCUGGCCCAGCCAGAGUCCCCCACAGCCUCAGCUGGAGACGAGCCCAGAUCCACUCCUGAGUCUGGAGAAUCAGACAAGGAGUCAGUUGGCAGCAGUUCUACUGGCAAUGAGGGCAGCAGACGGAAGGAGAAGUCGAAGCGAGACCGGGAGAAGGACAAGAAGAGAGCAGAUUCUGUGGCUAACAAACUGGGCAGCUUUGGCAAGACCUUGGGCAGCAAGCUUAAGAAGAACAUGGGGGGCCUGAUGCAUAGCAAGGGCCCUAAGCCUGGAGGACUGGGGAGUGGGUCUGGAAUAAGCAGUGGUACCGAGACACUAGAGAAGAAGAAGAAGAACAACUCAUUGAAGAGCUGGAAGGGUGGCAAGGAGGAUGCAGCUGGGGAUGGGCCUGUGUCAGAGAAACCCUCGUCUGAGUCUGCUGGCAAUGGAGGGAGCAAGUAUAGCCAGGAAGUGAUGCAAAGCUUGAGCAUUAUGAGGAUUGCAAUGCAAGGGGAGGGCAAAUUUAUUUUUGUUGGAACUCUGAAGAUGGGCCACCGGCACCAAUAUCAGGAGGAGAUGAUCCAGCGCUACCUUGCAGAUGCUGAGGAGAGAUUCCUGGCAGAACAGAAGCAGAAGGAAGCUGAGAGGAAGAUCAUGAAUGGAGGGUUAGUUAGUGGGCCUCCUCCAGCCAAAAAGCCAGAGCCAGAUGGUGGGGAGGUCCCCCCCAGUGACCCCCCAGCAGAGUCGAAGGCACUGGCAUUCUCUGCUGGUUACCCUGGGGGCUUUACUAUCCCGCGACCUUCUGGGGGUGGAGUCCACUGCCAGGAGCCCCGCCGGCAGUUGGCAGGGGGCCCAUGUGUAGGUGGCCUUCCACCAUAUGCCACCUUUCCCAGACAGUACCCUCCUGGGCGACCCUACCCCCACCAGGACAACAUCCCAUCUCUGGAGCCAGGCAAAGAUGGAGUUCACAGGGGUGCCUUGUUACCACCCCAGUUCCGUGUGGCUGAUUCCUAUAGCAAUGGCUACAGAGAGCCUCCUGAGCCAGAUGGAUGGGCUGGAGGUCCCCAGGGCAUUCCCCCAACCCAGACCAAAUGCAAACAACCGAACUGCAGCUUCUAUGGACACCCGGAGACAAACAACUUCUGCUCUUGCUGUUACAGGGAAGAACUGAGGAGGGGGGAACUGCUGGCGCAUAGGUUCUGAAUGGGUGGGACCUGGCGGGAAGGGGCUAAACAAAGAAAAGUUAAGCUCAGCUCUGGCUCAUCAAGACCCGGCCCCUGUGUUGAUGGGGCAAGUGCAGAGUGUUUGUGGGAGCUGGAGUGCUGGCAGGCUGGCGAGAGCAGGACAGGGCUAGUCCUACCUCAAGGGCUGUACUACUCUUACGCAGUUUGGCUUGAGACUGCAAGACAGAAGGGGAAGACUAUCUCAUAACCUCUUGCCCUAUUCCAGGGCCCAAGGGAAAGUGGGGAAAUAAUUGGUGUGUGUGGGUGGGAGGUGGGUGGACAUCUUGUGGGAGGAACCUGGAAAGAAGGUUUUCAGUCAGUUAAGGAAAAAUAGACCAAAGUUCAUUGACUUUAGAAAAAAAGCACAUGAUGAUGGAAUUGGGAGCAUAGGGCGAACCUGAGAACAAGUUUGAUCCUGGUCUAAAUUAGGUAGAUGUCAGGCAUGUGUGCUUGGCCUACUUAGAAAGGGUAUUUAAAUCCCAGUGAGUGGAAAUAGGAACCUUCAAGGGGGAUUCUUUGCCUCGUAAGUGUUAUGUUCUUCUAGAUAGUCAUCUGUCAUCCGUUCUAGUUUUAGGGGAGAUUGUCUAUUGCCCCCAUCUUUUCCUCAUCCAUUUUGAGGACUAAGUUCAGCUAAGUUUUAAGAAGUUGUGAUUAAAAAAAAAAAAGUUUUUAUUUUAAAAGCAAGUCCCUUUAGGGGGAGAGGAGGGUGGUAAGAGCAGCCUUGUGUGUGGGCUUCUCUUCAGGUGGGUGGGUACAGAGGAAUCUAUUUUUAACUACUUAGCAAUAACUAUAUGUGGGGUUUGAGUGCACUGAGGAAGGCGGAGGAAGGCCAGACGCUCGGCCAGACUGUUUGAAACAAUACCAAAACCCUAUACAGAGUUCUCGUCCUCUGCGGCUGCCUUUCUAGAGAAAGCAGCUUAGUGUACUAAUUUUUUAAAGAAAAAGAAAUAAGAUCCUGACAAAAAAAGAAUUAAAAAUUACUUACUCCCUAUCCCCAUUUAAGCGAUUUUUUUUCUCCUUCCUGUCUAUUGCUGGAGAAUGAACUUAACAUCCUGGCUUCUUUUGUUAAGCCAUAGCUGACCUUAAUCUAUGGUUAGUUUAUUAAAAUAAUAAAAAUACUUUGUAAGAAGAAUAUUUUUGAUAUUAGGGCUGGUAUUGAAGUGUGGGAAAGGGCCUUUUAUAAAGGUAGCUAGAGAAAUAUAUUUUAGUGAACCGUAGCCACAGGCCCAGAUUAGCCCAGUGAGCGGAUCUGCCUUUGGAUUUCUCCCUUUUCCUGAGCCAACCCUGUUCUCCAGAGGGGUGGAGUGGCCCCAGUGGUGAGAGCGCCCUUGCAGUUUGCACAAAGCACAAGUCUGGACAGCUUAUGCUCUGACCAGAGCCAUUUCUAAGAGCUUUAAACCAGAAGACUAUCUUUCACCAAUUGUCCUUUUUCCUUAUAUUUUUUUUCUGGGGGAAAAAUCAUCUAUGCAAUUGUGUACACUUGUGGCUGCAUAUGACAAAGAGGUGUGUCCGGAGUGUUAACUGGACUGUGCUCUGGGCUUUGAUUUCUUUGCUGAGUGAGGGAUGUCAUCACCCACUAAUGGAAUGUAAUUCUCACAUUUGAUCUAAGUCACAAAUGGCUCUGUGUGUGUGUGUGUGUGUGUGUGUGUGUGUGUGUGUGUGUGUGCGUGCGUGCGUGCAUGCUUGAGGAACCCUUGUCUACAUGCUUCUUCUGCCUGGUUAGGAAAAUGGUCACACCUCGCCUUGAUAACGAAGCUAGUCAAAAAUUUCUCAGUGAAAUUAUUUAGUUUUUCCCCUCCAAAAAUUUGAAAGUCACUCACUUCCAUAUCUACCAUAUCUGUUGAUUUAAUAAUUUCCUAUCGUUAUUUUUAGGCAAUUUUUUGUUUGUUUCUUUGAUACUUAGUCCUGGCUGGCCAGCCUGGUACUUGCUACAUAGACCAGGCUAGCCUUCAAUGCAUAGCCAUCCUCCUGCCUCAGUCUUCUGAAUUGUAGGAUCUAGGCAUGAGCCACCACGCCCAGGUUUCUUUAAGCUGGAACCUAAUAUAGGACAAGCAUUUCUGACUGGUGUAUAAUUUAAAGGUCUAUUCAAAAAUUGAGGGGUUUUUGUUUUUUUUUGUUUGUUUGUUUUUUGAUAGGGUCCUACUCUGUAGCCUAGGCUGGCCUCAAAUGUAUGACUCUCUUGCUUCAGCUUCCCAAGUGCUAGGGUCACACCGUCAAGUAUAGAAACACAAUAUAAAACCCAGAUUGACCAAAACAUCAAAAUCUUGGGAUAUAACAGGAAUUGGUAUUAAGGUAAAGAAGUGAGCCCUGAACUGAACAACUAUGAGGACAAAUCCUAUUUAAAUUUUGAUACGUUCAUAAAGUUUGUUCUUUUUAAACAUUUUUUGAUUUUUUAAAAAAUAUUGCAUCAAGAUAGUAUUUAUCUUGAUUCCUGGGUUUUAAGCACUCCUUCAGUUUUUCUCCCAAGGUGAAUGAAUGCCUGUGCCUUGUUCUCAUCCUUUUAGACUUGUCCCGGUUCCUGGAGUUUGAAUGACACUGGUGAAGCCUUCACCAGAUGAGCCUCUCCCUUCUGACACUACAGACACCAUGGUGUCCACUGCUCAGUCAUUCUCCCAUACCCUGCAUAGAUGCCUGCCUAAGUGGAUAGGAACAGAGAGCCUGGCAGGGGUUUUCCUAUCAAGUAAAACAGGGGAGUUGCUCUCCUUGGACUGCUGUGUUUGGACUUGAUCUGUUAUUAGAUUGUAUUUACCACUCUUGUUUUUAAAAACUGAGGACAAAUGAAGAGAAACAGAAACCUUGUAUCAUGUUUGUUUUUAUUCAUAUGGUACCCAAUCUUAAUUGUUUGCCUUUCCAAAGCAAAAAUAAAAGGAAGUUCCAGGGAAAGGGAAGGGUGUUCUAAGAUGGUGUGGAAAAUGGGUCUUAGGCCCUUUAACUUCUUGUUAAAUCUGUUUCAAUUGGGAGGAUGACACCAAAAGGCCUCUCCAUUCUCUGAAACAUUCUUUUUUAAAAUAAGGAGUGGUGGACUUUAUUUUUCAUUCUUUUUGGGGGUGAAGGAGGGGUUGAGUAGGAUGGAAUUAAUAAUGUCUAGAAAACAAAACCGAUACGGACCGGCCUGUCUUUUGGGAUAGACGAGCCCAUGCAAUUGCUGUGGUGGGGAAAAGGGAGGGAGGGCCAUGUGGGGGCUUUCAAGUGAGUAGAACCUCCCUUGUUUAGGAGGUCACAUGAGUGACGGAAGGCAGACCCUGUAUCCUUAGAUGAGGCAUGGCCUCAUCUCUCAGGCUUCCAUUUAAGUGCAAUUAUUCCUGUCAAUCCAGGGCAUCUGGGCUUCUGCUGAAGUGGGAUGCAGAGAGGAGAUCUUCAGGGUUCUUAUUUUUCUCCUUUCACUUAACAUGGUUGCACUCUCCACCCUACAUUCUGUGUUCUCAGCUUACAGCAAAUACACCAGAGGGCCAUCCUCCACAUCCUUCCUCUUAACUCAUGCUGGCUUAAUUGAGAAUUGCAAAAGAUUUCCUCAUACUGUUUUAUAAAUAAUAUAAAUCGUAUCUUUUUAUUUAGUUUUUAAGAUGCAAUUUCUAAGAGUGACGGAUGGUGUUAAGUUCCCUGCUGUGCCUUAAAGUAGAAGUACCUUCCUCGCUAUAGGCUUCCAAAGGCCACAGACCAAUAAAGCAAAAAUUAGCAUGAUUUUAUAUUGUACACUUGGGAGGUGAUCCUGAGCCCAGAGAAUGGAGCUGGUUCUCUGAGAUCUGGCUCUUGCCUUUCUUCCUUCAGUCACAUGCCCAAGGUUCCAGGCACUUUGUUUUUCCUUCAAUAAAGGAGCAUUUGGAAAUAAUUGUGAGUUACUCAGACACCUCUGGACUGUGCCCUCAUUUUCCAAGGAGGCAGUAUCAGCCAUAUAGCCAUAGGUGAAUUGGAAGCCAUUUUCUGGCUUAGAAACACAUGUACCCCAGAGUCUCAUAAUUUUCUUCUUUCCCUCCAUCUCCAGUUGCUGAUUCAAUGAGUCAUGGAGGCACUCUGUCUCUUUUAAUGUUUUGCAGACUUAAGCUGAUUAACUACCACGCUUCCCUGUAGAAUUCCUGUGUCUGCUUCCUCCAUUGGCUGUCUGGGUUGGGGGCAGCAGAAGUGAUGGAAGCUGUCUAAGGAGUGGGGUGGGAAGGACCUUGGCCUCUUUCUGUGUUUAUAACUGGAUCUGUGAUUCAUCCUCUGAGUCACUCAGCUCCACCUCCCUCCUCCGGCUGCCCCUCCCAACAGCCCUUGCUCCUGGCACAAACGUGUAACCAAAAUAGGGGUCUGAAAAUGAAAAACUGAUAGAGCUCUUUGCCCCUCUCUGCCCUUUCCAUCCCAUGGGCUUCUGGGUUUGUGCUGCAAUCUUCCGUUACCUAACCCACGGCUGCUACCCCUUUCGCAUUUCUGGUUAGGUGAUGAUCCAAAUCACCCAAUUUAUUUAUGGUUUCUCCCAGUUCUGACUAUUCCUUCCUCUGUAUUCUGCUGCUCCCAUACCUUGAGGUAUUAAAAAAUAGAAUGAGGCUCUCUGAAGGAAGAAGGUGGGGUGAGGAAAAGUGGAUCGUGGGAUUUUAAACCAUGGGGGUGGGGCACACCUCUCUACCUGCUGCUUCCCUCUUACAGCCCGUACUGUAUUCCACAAGACAUUGAGGUGUGGGGCGGGGUGGGGGUGGUGGUCAGCGGCCUUUUGGAUUCCUACAGUCGGGCUUCUGGGGCUCUUGCUAGCAAGUACAUACCUGUUUGUUCCAGACUGACUCUGCUCGGGCUACCUUCACUAUUUCCACAGUUGCUGCCAACCCUGGGAACUUGGGAAGCUGAGGCUGGAAGGAUGUGUGCUGUGGGGAGGGGAGUAUUGGGUGUCACGGCCCCCACCUUAGGAUUGCUGCCUCUGUACAGACUCAGAAACAAUAAAACAGCAGCUCAUUA